This is a messenger RNA of Ornithodoros turicata, 2522 nucleotides long. RefSeq names its product galectin-6-like. Bases 129 to 1589 code for a protein of 486 amino acids. Gene Ontology annotation, molecular function: carbohydrate binding. The record is from RefSeq and is a predicted model, not a curated record. The transcript is spliced from 11 exons. Lineage: Eukaryota; Metazoa; Arthropoda; Arachnida; Ixodida; Argasidae.
CCACCUCUCGAACCGGCUCCACGGCAGCCCUCCCACCUGCAACUCUAUCAAAGGUUUGCCAAGUACAAGUUGUGCCCCGCUGAAUUAUUGCGAUUUCUAGUUCGGAAGAGUGAUAAUUUCUAUCAGUUAUGGAAGCAACGGUGAGGCAUCAGCUUGCCCAGGCAGAUACUACAGCCGGCCUGCAUUUUCGCAAUACGUCCGUUCCUUAUGCCUGUCCAAUACCCAGCGGCCUUACCUAUGGAUCCAGGAUCUACAUACAAGGAUUGGUACCUAAGGUAUCCUUACGGUUUUCCGUUAAUCUUCAGAGAGGAACUGGGGAGGACAGCGACAUAUUCCUCCAUUUUAACCCGCGCUUUGAACCGACGGACCAAGCUGUUGUCUGCAACAGCCGCAAGGCGAAAUCGUGGGGUAGUGAAGAACGUGAGGGAAAAUCCCCUUUCGCCCAGGGACGACCCUUUCUACUCAUCAUCACGCCCUUCGCCCAGGGCUAUGAACUGGAGGUUAAUGGGGUUCCUUUCACGACGUUCAAUUAUCGAGAGGGACUGGCGCUUGCCGAUGUCACUCACCUGUGCAUCAACGGGAACGUCUACAUCAGGUCGAUACACAUACCUGUUUCCACAAUGCCGAAGCGAUUACGCGUCACUGUACCAGGGAAGGCUAAGGUCGGAGACGUUUUCACAGUUAGGGGGGAGGUACCAGCGGGAGCAGAGAGGUUUGUACUAAACCUCCAAGACGGGCCAGGCAUGGAAGAAGACAUAGCAUUACACAUCAACCCGCGCUUUGGCGAGGGUGUCAUUGUUCGCAACGAUCGUAAGAAAGGCAAAUGGGGUGCGGAGGAAAGCGAAGGAGACAUGGUGCUGUCUCCUGGUGGGACCUUCAUCAUCCAGGUGCACGUUCUAGAAGAGGCUUUCAAGAUGAUGAUCGACGGGAGCCACUUCGCGCAUUUCGUCCACAGACACAAGGUCAACAAGACUGGGAACAUCAUCGUGGAAGGCGAUGUUCUCCUGCACGACGUCCGCGUAGAGUCAACAUUGCCGCAAGACGUGCCACUCGAGUCUGAGGACAACUGGAAUCCUAUUCCCGAUGUUCCUGAAGAGCUGCAAUACGUGAGUGAAAUGCCUCAACUUCUGGCAGAAAUGAUGGAAUCCAGCCCACCCAAGUUGGAACUUUUACAACCGGCGAAACCGUUCUCCCGGAGGCUUCCGUCAGUCAUGUCUCCUGGUACUCGAGUGAUUGUUUCAGGAAUGGUGGACGAGAAUCCAACAAGGUUUUACAUCAACCUGCAGACGGACGUGGGAGACACCGCCGACAUAGGACUGCACUUCAAUCCUCGUUUCGAUGACAAAGCGUCCGUUAGGCUUAAUUCUCGGGAUCACGAUUCAUGGCAGGAGGAAGUAACAGUCGCUGAGAAACCGCCCUUCUUCGCAGGAAAACCUUUCUAUGUUGACAUUGAGUGUCAAAAUGACGGCUACAACAUCGUUGUGAACAAGAAGUUCCUCGCCCACUUCCCUCAUCGACUUGAUAUGGAACGCAUCGACUACUUGACAAUCGACGGCAGCAUCACCAUCGACCGUGUCGCCGUCCUUUGAGCGGCGGACGAAAUACGCAAACUGCGUUCUGCUGGCUUUCAGCUUGGAAGACAACCUAGAUUCGUGGAUGUAGUGUUGAUGCUUACAAUGAUGCGUGGUAAAACCGACCCAAAUUGUAUGUACUGUCCGCGGAUAAUGCGCGUCUUUCAAAUUGAACGUGAGCUUUGCCUAGGCAGCGACGGUCUAACGUCUUCAGUGAAUGAAACUGUGAUGUGUUUCGUUUCACCAUUGUCUUCUUUCUUGCCUUAGUGCCUAUAUGUAGCAUAUUUGCAUGGUGUUUGCAUAUUUUGAUGCUGUUGCAAUGUACAAAACGUUAAAAACGCGUGCUAGAACUAGCUCCACUUUCUUUUGGCUACAGCUACUGCAGUAAUUAAGUGGCCUUGCAACGCAAGCUAUCAGUCCACAUGACACUUCUCUGGUGGAAUAUGUUAUGUACUGUUCAAAGUAGGAAUGUUACGCUUUUAUUGUAUAGGACAGAACUGCUUAGCUUGCACAACUAGUCGCACGCAGCGCUGUUAUCGAUAAAUACGCUAUGACAGUUUGUUUCCGCGCAGGGGAGAUGGGAGAGUUUCGAGAAACCACGUGACGUCUGUCCACUGAUAUGCAAGCAAUAAGGGCUUAUUCGUAGAAACCACGUGCGCCUCCACUUAAAAUAUUACCCUCUUCGUUGGGAGAGGGACCAAUCAGGUUGUUCCACGUACAGUAGAGGAGAGAUGGAAACUGGGGGACUGCGCAGAUAGCUGACCUCCUUGCAUAGCGUAUAUCAACGGCAUGUUAAAGGAAAGGUAAGGUGCUUCCAUGGGUGCUUGUAAUAUAUGCUAUUUUGAGUUUGAGGAUGAUGCACACUUCUGCGGUAUUCUUUGUAACACGAUAAGCGCCGUUUAUUUUGUUAAUAAAUCUCGUAACGUGGCAAUGUCCGAGGUUGAAAUUUGA